Helicoverpa zea (corn earworm) is the source of this 860-nucleotide messenger RNA. RefSeq lists its product as uncharacterized. The transcript is spliced from 5 exons. The coding region runs from base 116 to 751 and encodes 211 amino acids. Lineage: Eukaryota; Metazoa; Arthropoda; Insecta; Lepidoptera; Noctuidae. The record is from RefSeq and is a predicted model, not a curated record.
ACGAUCAUGGUGACAUAGGAAUUAAUAUUUUUGUGUAAAUCAACAAAGAAAGUCUAACAGAUUACAAUACCAAUGUUAAAUUUCGUUGUCAACUAUUUGGAUACAUAAAAUUGUGAUGUGGAAUACCUCUUUAUGGAUUUACUUGCAAAAUGAAGGAUAUGAGCUAUUAGAAUGGGCAAAAUGUGGGGAGAGCUUGUUGUCAGUGGUGCCGACAGUGCUGUGGGCGAGUGGAGCGGCGGCGCUUGCGCAGAGGGUGCUCUCCGCGCUCUUUAGACGUUUCGUGUUCCGACGCGUGCCACUCUGGGAACUUAUUUUACAGCACCUACUGUUCAUAUGGAUGGUGAUAUACAGUCUACACUUUUGGGUGAUGCUUGUCAGGCUCCUGAAGAGUAUCGUUGAAUACUGUUUCGAAGACGAAAUGGUAAUAAUGUCAGAGGAUGACCUGGAGAGCCGCAAGAUGAUGCAGCAGUGGAUGAUCUGGAUGUGCGGCGUGGCGCCACUCGCGUUCUACAUCCAGACGCGACCGCGCCCCGAGAUGCCGCCGCUCAUGAUAUGGAUCACUACAAGUCCGUGGCAGCGUCGCGAGAUGGGACCCUACGGCUAUUACCUGAACCGUCCCCUAUCCACCCUACAGUCGUCUACAAACGUGUCUCUCAGGCAACAGGCACUCACGCUGCGACGGGCCUUCAGCGACUCCAAGGUCAUCAUCAAAGAACCGCCCAAGAAGAAGAGAUAUUCUAAAUCCGUCUAACGUUGAGUUGUUUUAAGAAUAUUCAAGUUAUAGUCUAGUCCGAACAUUAUUGUAAUCGUUGAGAAUGUUAUAAAUCUGUCAUUUUAAGAUAAUAAAAUGGUGAAUCGUG